This is a messenger RNA of Periophthalmus magnuspinnatus, 1803 nucleotides long. RefSeq names its product selenoprotein U 1a (gene selenou1a). Lineage: Eukaryota; Metazoa; Chordata; Actinopteri; Gobiiformes; Gobiidae. The transcript has 6 exons. The record is from RefSeq and is a predicted model, not a curated record.
AUGUUGGCAUUGUCCCGGUGCACAAGGGGGAGAGUGUCUAUUCCCUGUUCUGUCUUUUGCUUGGGGGCAACAGGCUUCAUGAAAGUACUACCCCCCUCUCCUUUAAGAGCACCGCAGACUCUGUUUCACUUGAGCCAGGCCAAAGCCAUUGCUGACCCGAACCGCCCCUCCACAGUGUUGGGACUGGACGUGGAGCUGCUGGGGAUGGGGAUGUGGUCCUUGGGUCUGGGUGCAGUAGGAGCGGCUAUAGCAGGGAUCUUACUGGCUAACACUGACCUGUGCCUGCCCAAAGUGGACAACGCUUCUGUGGACUACCUGGGAGACGCCAACCUGCGCUCCACUACAGAUGAUGACAAAGUCAUCAAAGCAAACACUUUGUGGGAGAAGAGUGGAGCGGUGGUGAUGGCUGUGCGCCGACCUGGAUGAUUUUUGUGCAGAGAGGAGGCCGCUGAGCUGUCCUCUCUGAAGCCCCAGCUUGAGGAGCGUGGGGUCCCUCUGGUUGCCGUGGUGAAGGAGGACAUCGGCACAGAGAUCCAGGACUUCAGACCGCACUUCGCUGGGGACAUUUACAUAGAUGAAAAGAGGCACUUCUAUGGUCCGCUGCAGAGGAGGAUGGGCGGGCUGGGCUUCAUUCGUCUGGGGGUCUGGCAAAACUUCUUCCGUGCAUGGAGGUCCGGUUACCAGGGCAACAUGAACGGAGAGGGCUUCAUCCUGGGGGGAGUGUUUGUCAUUGGACCUGGAAAUCAGGGAAUUCUACUUGAACACAGAGAGAAAGAAUUUGGCGACAGAGUUGACAUCGCAGACGUCCUAGAGGCUGUCAAGAAAAUUGCACCAGAGAAAUAAUGUAUUGUUCUAAUUUAAACGGGUAUUAGAAUGAUGUUCAAUAAUGUAAAAUAUUGUAUGCAAGUAAAUAAUAUUAAGAGGUAAAAAAUAUUCAUAAAGUUUAAUAUUUUGUAAAUCCAUCUCCAUAAAAUUUAAUUUAAAGCUGUGAAUUACACAAAAAAAAAAAAACGUAAUUGUUUAAUCUCAUGUUUUACCUCAGGAGAAUUGUACUAGAAGCUUGGCACUUUUAAUGAUCUAUGCAUUCGUCCUCAGUCUACUGACAUUUAUAUAGAUGCUGUCCAGUUACUGGGAUAUCCAAGUUAGGAUCCAUCAUUGCAGCAGAAGUAUUGGAAAGUGUGUUUCUAUGACAACUGGACUCUAAACUCUUAGUAGGGGAGCUGGUUUGAUGCUUGGACACACAUCGUAGUGACUUGUGCUACAUUGGUGGAAACUGGCUGUUCAUCUCUGUGAUGUGAGAUAUCAUUGUUCCUCUUUGCAGAAUCAUGUUAACCACAAGCAUGAACUAAAAUAAAUGAACGGUACAACCACCAUGUCUGUUCUGCAGUGUUUUGACAUGAUAGAAGGUGCAUGUACUGAUAAAAUAUGAGCUCAAUCGUUUAUGAUGAUAAUACUAAACACUCUUAGGAUGUGGGAGGAUGUGAUGUGUAGGAUGUGAUUUUCAACCUUAAAUAAUAGUACUUUCUUUUAUAUUACCAUGUGAUCUUAUAUCUGUGUAAUCUCAGUUGUACAGGUAUGUUCCAUAGUGGUUCAUGGGUGUAUACUAGUCUGUGUGGUCUUGUCUGUACUGUUCUGAUACAACUCAAGAUAAUUCUAAAGUGAUUCAGGAAAGUUUCAUUUGUCUUGUGACUUCUUUUUAGUAUUGAUGUCUCUUCAAAUGAGUGUCUCGUUUUUCUUUCCAUCGUUCCUCUUUGCAGAAUCGUGUUAACCACAUUCAUGAACCAAAAUAAAUGAACGGUACAA